This is a messenger RNA of Prorocentrum cordatum, 1254 nucleotides long. The record is from the annotation of a GenBank genome assembly. Lineage: Eukaryota; Dinophyceae; Prorocentrales; Prorocentraceae.
GUGUGUGCGCGCGUGUCCGACUAUGUCGGCUUCCACUUCAGAGACAAUCGUGAGGCCUGCUACAUGAUAUUAUACACCAUUGCGACCUCGUUCAACGUCCUGCUCGAUUUUGUCACAACGUAUUACACAGUGUGGGAGGUCAGCAAGGGCCUGGGUUUCCGAACCUACCACGGGCAGAAGGUGAAGGAGAUCACCAGCUUCACCGAGGCUGCCAGUCAGUCCGCGCGGGGCCUCUCGAUCGCGGGCGGGACCCCGACGAAGCUCUACGCGAAGAGCCUCUUCAUGCUUGCCCAUCAGACCAACGCCCCGUACGCCGCCUUUUUGAAGUCUGGUGGCCAGCUUGCCGACGAGCUCGUGGAGGCGGGCGGGGCGGGCGAGGCACCCGUCGACGAUCCCAGUCUUCAGGUGGCCCCCGUCGAUGGAGCGAUGCCCGCUUCCGAUGCGCACCCGGACACCAAGCGGGCGACCCUCGAGGCGCGGCGUGGCUAUGCGAUGCUGGACCACACCAUGGUGCAAGGCCUUCCGCUCCUCCGCUCGGGUGAUCGCGGCAUUCUCGAUCUUCUUGGUGGGCCCAUCGCCGUGGCUGUCGAUGGAUUGGCGCUGGGCGCCCCGACGCCGCGUGACGAGCCGUUGGAUGUGCGCUACCUGGACAAGACGGCGGAUGCGGAGUUCGCUCGCAAGACGUUUGCCCAGCGCGCCCAGAUGCUCGGGGGCCCAGCGGACAGCAGUUGGCAAGUACAAGGGCCAGCCACCACUCACUCGGUGUUGCAGACACACGCGGACGUCAACGCGACUCCCAAGCAGCGCCUUUUUGGGUGGCGACAGAUCUUCGGCCUCGCGCCCACGGACCCAGGGGUCGAGGAGCGUUGUUUCCUGCGCGAGUUGUUCGAGAUCGCACUCUCGGAGGAGUUCUACGUGGAGGCGCUGCGCGUGGCCGAGGCGGGCGACCACGGGGGCCAAUUGGGCGAGAGGAGGCUCUUCCUAGGGAACCGCUGCAGCAAUGGCCUCGCCAUCGUCUCCCCCGCCCUCGAGCAGCACGUGGCCACCGAGCUCCAGGAGGAAAGCGCGGUGCUCAAGGGGCGCCGCAAAGGGCUGCGGAGCGAGGCCGCGGGCGCGAGUCAGUCCUGCCCCCGCCGCCCCGGACAACGCCGCGCCCCAGAGAAGUGGUCGCGGGAGGGCACCGAGGCCUUGAACGAGCUGGGUGGUCGCGGGGAGGGGGCGCCUAAGGCGCUCCAGGGUUCGAGGAGCGGUUAA